Messenger RNA from Manduca sexta (tobacco hornworm), 1344 nucleotides. RefSeq names its product general transcription factor IIF subunit 1-like. Gene Ontology annotation, cellular component: transcription factor TFIIF complex; nucleus. Gene Ontology annotation, molecular function: DNA binding; RNA polymerase II general transcription initiation factor activity; TFIIF-class transcription factor complex binding. The record is from RefSeq and is a predicted model, not a curated record. NCBI's taxonomy places the organism in Eukaryota, Metazoa, Arthropoda, Insecta, Lepidoptera, Sphingidae. Gene Ontology annotation, biological process: transcription initiation at RNA polymerase II promoter; positive regulation of transcription elongation by RNA polymerase II.
AACUCUGGUACUUAUGUUUUUCUGUCUUAUGAUUUCCUCUAUAUUUUUGUGUUAAACCUUAAUAAUCUGGUGUAAAACAAGAUGAUAAGGACUAUUUCGUGAGUUUAUAGUAAAUAUUUUCAUUAAGUAUACUUAAAUCUACGAAAAUGACGACUCCAGGUUCAUCGCAGUCUUCGGCUAACGUUCAAGAGUUUUCGAUCCGUGUUCCCAAGAAUGUCAGGAAGAAAUACCAUGUAAUGAGAUUCAAUGCAACUCUGAACGUAGACUUUGCAAAAUGGACGCACGUCAAAAUGGAACGAGAGAACAACAUUAAAGAAUUCAAAGGAGCUGACGAAGAAAUGCCCAAAUUUGGUGCUGGAUCUGAAUAUGGCCGUGAGAUAAGGGAGGAAGCUCGGCGCAAAAAGUUUGGCAUAGUGGCACGCAAGUACAAACCUGAGGACCAGCCGUGGAUCCUCAAAGUUGGAGGCAAGACUGGAAAAAAAUUUAAAGGAAUUCGUGAGGGUGGCGUAUCAGAGAAUGCUGCCUACUAUGUAUUCACGCACGCGGCAGAUGGUGCCAUCGAUGCUUAUCCACUGCAGGAAUGGUACAAUUUCCAACCCAUUCAACGGUACAAAGCUUUAUCUGCCGAGGAGGCGGAACAAGAGUUUGGCAGGCGCAACAAGGUUAUCAACUACUUUUCGCUGAUGUUCCGGAAGCGUAUGCGUGGCGAGGAUGGUGUUGAUGAUGGCGAGGACCCUGACGAGAAAACCAAAGGCAAAGCCAAGAAGGAUCUGAAGAUAUCAGAGAUGGACGAAUGGGCCGACUCCGACGACGACUCGAUGGAUUCGGAAAACGGCGAAAAGGACAACGACAGUGACUCCGGCGUAAAAAAGAAGAAGAAAGCUCCCCCUAAGAAGAAACGGAAAGUGGAGGAUGAGGCUUUUGAGGAGAGCGACGACGGCGACGAGGAGGGCAGGGAGAAGGACUACAUAUCCGACUCGUCUGACAGUGAUUCAGAUCACGAGGCCAAAGCGAAUAAAGAACUCAAAGGCGUCGCUGAAGAGGAUGCGCUCAGGAAACUGUUGACCUCCGAUGAGGACUCUGAAGAGGAGCAGGAGCAGAAGCAGGAGUCCGAGCAAGAGGACGAGCCCACCAAGGAGGGCGAGGAGCGCGCCAGCAAACUCACCAAGAAAAAGAAGAAGACUGACGAGAACAAAAAAAGAUUCGAGCAGCGAGCUCAGUUCGGACUCGGACACCGAUCCCGAGAGCGGCGGCACUAAGAAACCCAAGAAAUCUAAAAAUGCAAACUCUAGUGAAAAGAAUGCGCCUGUUCCAAGCACUUCAGGUAGAUUAUGUUUUGAAAUU